Molecule: messenger RNA, 1788 nt
Organism: Pararge aegeria (speckled wood butterfly)
Lineage: Eukaryota; Metazoa; Arthropoda; Insecta; Lepidoptera; Nymphalidae
Gene: black
Product: cysteine sulfinic acid decarboxylase
Exons: 4
Coding region: 73-1602 (509 amino acids)
Biological process (GO): carboxylic acid metabolic process
Cellular component (GO): cytoplasm
Molecular function (GO): pyridoxal phosphate binding; carboxy-lyase activity
Source: RefSeq, a predicted model, not a curated record
UGGCAGCGGCCGCCCGCAACCGACGCAAGUAGUCAAUACAAAAACAAAUCAUUGUUUUAAAAAUAAAUAAACAUGCCUGCCGAUUCAAAUAUUAUUGUAGCGGGAGAAGGAAGAAAGGAAGAAAGCCUGUUUCAAAGUCUCACCGAGAGAUCGAAACAUGAAGAUUUUAUAAGGCGGGCGGUAGAUCUUCUAGUAGAAAGAGUUGUCUUUGGUAGGGCUACGAGGACGUCAAAAGUGGUUGAGUGGUCGGCACCUGAGGAUAUCAAGAAGGCGAUAGACUUGAAGCCUCGACAUGGGCCUAUGUCUCACGAGGAGCUACUGGCUAUAAUGGCUGAUGUAGCGCGCUACUCUGUUAACACAGCACACCCUUACUUCGUGAAUCAGCUUUUCUCGUCUGUUGAUCCAUAUGGUCUCAUCGGGCAGUGGCUUACCGACGCCUUGAAUCCUAGUGUCUACACCUUCGAAGUUGCUCCAGUAUUCACUUUAAUGGAAGAAGAGGUUCUGCGUGAGAUGCGCUCGAUCGUUGGAUGGCCCGAAGGCGACGGCGAUGGAAUAUUCUGUCCCGGAGGAUCCAUAGCUAACGGUUACGCCAUAAGCUGCGCUCGGUUCUAUUUUUAUCCAGAGACUAAGAAUAAAGGCGUUAAUGCAGUGCCUAGGCUAGUGAUCUUCACGUCAGAAUUAGCUCACUAUUCUACAAAAAAGAUGGCCGUCUUCAUGGGCAUUGGUAGUGAUAAUUGUAUACUGGUAAAAGCUGACGACAAUGGUCGAAUGGAUGUCAACGACUUAGAGAGAAAAAUUAAUGAAGCUAUAGACGAUGGGGCAACGCCAUUCCUAGUAACUUCUACUUCUGGUACAACUGUUUUUGGAGCCUUUGACCCUAUAGUACCUAUAGCUAGUAUUUGCCAGAAAUAUAAUCUAUGGUUACAUGUGGACGCAGCGUGGGGAGGUGGUGCAUUAAUGUCGAGGAGACAUAGGAGUUUAUUAAAUGGAAUUGAGUUGGCAGAUUCAGUGACUUGGAAUCCACACAAGCUGCUGGCUGCACCACAGCAAUGUUCUACUUUCCUACUCAAACACAAGAAUGUUCUCAAAGAGGCGCAUUCUUCAAACGCAAUGUAUCUUUUCCAAAAAGAUAAAUUCUACGAUACUUCCUAUGACACCGGUGAUAAGCAUAUUCAAUGCGGACGCAGGGCUGAUGUUUUGAAAUUUUGGUUCAUGUGGAAGGCAAAAGGUAGCGAAGGGUUCGAGAAACACAUCGAAAAACUUUUCGACAACGCGAGCUACUUCCUCGAACACAUCAAACAGAGAGAUGGCUUUCGACUCGUUAUUCCGAAACCAGAAUGUACAAACAUUAUGUUCUGGUAUAUCCCUAAGUGUCUUCGAGGCUGCGAAAAUGAGCCGGACUACUAUGAAAGGUUACAUAAAGUCGCGCCGAAAAUAAAGGAACGAAUGAUAAAGGAAGGGAGUAUGAUGGUUACGUAUCAGCCGCAGGGUAACCUGGUAAACUUUUUCCGCAUUGUCUUUCAAAACUCAGCUCUCGAACACAAGGAUAUGAUUUACUUUGCGAACGAGUUCGAAAGGCUUGGAUCGAAUAUAAUUAUCUAGAUUAAUAGGUUUUUUUUUUAAAUUGGAAAUAUACACAAUCUUGUAGAAACCAAUUUUCAUCAUAUACCUAGCCUGUGAUUUUUAUUUAUAAAUUAGCUUUAUAUUCGUUAGACUUAUUUGAUGUUAUGAGUUGAUCUACAUUAUAUCAUGAGAAAUAUACAAAUAAAUGAUUUAUAUAAAUUGUUA